ACCAGUGCCCAGUGUAGCUGCACCACUGCCCAGUGUCCAGACUCCACCACUGCCCAGUGUCCAGGCUCCACCACUGCUCAGAGUCCGGGCUCCUUCAGCUGCACCAGUACCCAGUGUCCAGGAUCCUUUAGAUACACCAGUGCCCUCAGCAAUGGCUGUUGACGAACACUGCAUUCCUGGAAUGGACCGGGUGGAUGCGUUGGCAGAGUGUCUGGUGGAGCUGCGCACACAGACAAGCCUCACACUUACCAACCAACAAGUUGCGACCAUUGUGGGUCUGUGGCAGAACCUGGACAAAUUUGAUAAAGACAGGGUGGUGUAUGCUGCUCGUCAUCAAGACAGGCUACUUACAGGACGUUUUAGGUCCCCAAAAAAGAAAGCUGUCUUCACUCCUGGUGUCGACAGCACAAAAAGGUGUGUUUUGGGUUCUAGCGGCUCUCCAGCACAGUGGCCUAAUUGCUGUCGCCUUGUUGAAAUGAUUUUCAUAAGGUUAUGUAACAUCCACCGAAGCCCCAAGAAACAGCGGACAGAAUGUCUGUCUAGAUGGGAUCUCAUUCUUCGUGAUUACAGAAAAAUUCGGCAGCUAAUCCUGAGCAAUGGAACGGUGAUGAGUGACACAACCCUUCAGCUAGUUGAGGUAAAUCAGAGGACCCUUACGACAUGGCACAAUAACCGUUUAAAGGGUCAGGAGGUCUCCUUGCUGUUGCAAGGGCUGGACCUUCCAGAGGCACGUCCAGUGGCUUUGGAUGUUUUGCCUCCAGCACGAGUACAGCCUGUUGUGCCUCCACAAUAUAGCCACCAGUUGCAUACCUACCAGAUGCCACCAGACACAGCUGGACAGGCAAAGACAAAGUUUAGAAAGAUUGCGCCCUCAGCUACCUGUACAUCUGCCACAGCAACUUCAAUCUGGCCAUCAGCCGUACACCCUCAGCGUUCAGCCACGUCCAGCCAGCUAAGGACAAUUUGUCCCAGGCCGACAGCACCACACCCAUUGGUUCCUGACACACCCACUGCCCCUGUUGUGUCUCAGAUGUUUCUGGUGCCCUGCCCAGCCCCAUUUUCCACCAUUAACCCUGGAGCAAUUUCCUCUGAGCCACCUGCAAAUGACACAGCCACUCCAACCAAACGAUCGUACAAUCGCACUGUAAAAGCAAAUUCGUGCAGAAAGUGUGGCCAAUUUCGUACUCAAGAAACUGGCCAUAGCCAGUACAAAGGCAAAAUAUAUUGCCCUAAUAAAGAAACAAUUACAAAGGAGCAGUGGUUACAGAUUAUGAGAAGAUAACUCAUUUAUUUAUGUGUGAUACAUUCAUUUUGUUCUCUUGGUUGGAUCUGUUCUGUUUUUUAUCUUCCAGCCAUAUUUAAUGUUAAAGAGUUAUACUGUGCACUUUUUUUUAUCUUGUAUUAUUAUUAUUAUUAUUAUUAUUAUUAUUAUAAACAUGUGGGUAUGUAUGUGAAUACACUAUAAUACAUAUGGAAAUAUAUAUACAUAUUAAAUAAAGUUAAACUAUUAUUAUUAUUAUUAUAGAAAGGUUUAUGUGUAGAGGAAGCAGUAUAAAGUAAAAUACCAAAAUGUGUAGAUUUUGAUGUAUAUAUUUAUAUAUUUUUUUGUACUUAUUUUAUAUAGCGUGUGCACUUAAAAUUCUUAAUUUUAUAUUGAAUUUA
This is a messenger RNA of Carassius auratus (goldfish), 1662 nucleotides long. RefSeq lists its product as uncharacterized. Lineage: Eukaryota; Metazoa; Chordata; Actinopteri; Cypriniformes; Cyprinidae. The record is from RefSeq and is a predicted model, not a curated record. The coding region runs from base 152 to 1282 and encodes 376 amino acids. The transcript is spliced from 2 exons.